AUGCAACAUAAACCAAUUGAUCCAUGUUUGUUAAAAGAAGUUCAUACAGCUAAUAGUGGAUUUAUAUCUCUUAUUGGAUUAGUACAUCUUAAUGUUCAAGUUAAUCAUUUUACUACAGAUGUUGAUGCAUAUGUUACUCGUGAUCUUGUUUGUCCAAUGAUAUUAGGAAGAGAUUGGGUCCAAAUGAAUCAUGUUAAUAUUAGUUUUUCCACCAAUCGUAUUUACCUUCAUGAUGGUAUUACUUCGGUUCCCUUAUUACCUAUUCCUCGUCAUGAACAAUUAAUCAUGUCUUUACAACAGGCUGUUACUAUUCCAACAUUUCAUGAAAAAUUUAUUUGUGGGUAUGUACCAAUUAAAACAUCAAAUGAUGUACUUUUUACAUCGAAUUUAGCAUUACAACAUACUAAACUCGUCCUCAUUCCUCAUGCUAUUCUGUAUAUUCGUGAUUAUCAUGGUAUUAUUUCAAUCAGGAAUAAUAUACAUCGUCCAAAAAUUAUUCCAAGAAAUACUUCACUCGGACUUAUUUCUCAAUCAACUGAACAAUUUCACGUCAAUGUUAUUCACCAACGGACCUUGAACUAUCGUAGUUUUUCUUCUAUUCCUUCAUCUUUAUUUUCAUGUCCUUAUUGUUCUAUUAGAUUUUGUAGUGAAACUGAACUGUAUCAACACUUUCUCACUUGUUGUAAUAAACAUUUAUUACACGAAAAUAAAACAAUUGAAGCAUUAGUCGAGCAUAUCAACGAUCCUACUCGACGUAUGACGGCUUGUCCAAGCGUAACGCGAUGA
Messenger RNA from Rotaria sp. Silwood2, 786 nucleotides. Lineage: Eukaryota; Metazoa; Rotifera; Eurotatoria; Philodinida; Philodinidae. The record is from the annotation of a GenBank genome assembly.